AUGCCAGAUCUUUCGGGGUGUCUGCUCCUCGCCGCGCUGCUGAUUUUCUGCGAGGAUGGGUACGUGAGGAGAGCGGAGGGUGGGGUGCUCGCCUCGCUGUCGGAGGAGGACAAUGCCAGCGACACACAGACGUCCCCGCUCAAGGGACAGGGGGAUGCGACGGUGCCUCCAUCAGGUUAUAGGAAUGUCAAGUUAAACCCCUUGGCUAUGAUCAGUGCCCAGUUAGUGUCUAAUGGAAAAAAGGUUGACGUCAAAGGACCCAUUCAGCUCAAAAUACCACUACCCUACAACACCCACAUGCGGCCGUCUGACUCGCUGCCUGCAUGGACCUUCGACAUGACCAUAGGUACCUGGGUAAAUAAAGGUUUAGGCACUGUUCAGAUGGAGACAAACGGUUUAGUCUGGAAUUACGUAGCACCUCAACUUGGUAAUUGGAUUGCUGCACCACCACCAUCGUCAGGUUAUAUGGGGCUCGCAAGCUCAAUGGAUUUCAUUUCCUACCACACAUACCUUCUUGUGGGUAUCUUGGGAGGAACUCUUGUGAUAGCCAUUGGAUUUUUAUCUGUGAUUGCAUUUCACUGCAGAGAUUUAAACUAUGAGGCUGGAAGAAAGCGAUGGAAUUCCACCAGGCUCACUGUACUGAAGAAAGACCAGACUACUUCCACCAGCUCUGAUGAGGCUCAAGAACUUUUCUUUCAUAAUGGGGACCGGUCUUUCUCUCUGGCUGCAAGAGGCAUCGGCCAUGAUGCAUCAGACUCUCCACGUCACCAAGCCAACUACAACAUUUAUGUGGAAAAUGUUGGCCGGUCAGCGGGCAAUCUGUACGAGAAUAUUGGAGCUGUGGGAUUAGAAAGCUUCAGAGCCCCAGUGUCUAAUAUCUAUGUUAAUAGUGACGAAGUUGCAAAGCUACGGGAAAAAUCUGAACAGAAUGGCUCAUGCCAGAAUGGAGUGGAGAAUGUAGUUUUCAGAGACAAGCUGUUCCACAUCUAUAACCAGUCCGUGGCAAUUGUACCAGCCCCAGAGUUGUUCACUUCCCAGGGACAAGCUGACCCAUCUGGAAGUAGAUCUGCCACUUUCCCACGGAAUGGCAUGGAGCAUGGAGCUCAGACAGAGCGUAACUUAAAAGACAGUUUCACUCAGACAUUACCUAAAGUUCCCCAGCAGGACAGCGAUGAGCAGCAGGCUCUGGAAGGAGUGCAAGCCGCUGCUGCAAACCCAGGGUUAUGGGGCCGCUACAGUCAUCUCCUGGAAUCUGUAUCUGUCCCAGGAACUUUGAACGAAGCAGCCAGAAUGGGGCCUUUCCGUGUGGAACUCCAGGGAAUAUCAGAGCAAACCUUGCUGGAUCUCUCCAAGGGUAAGCCGUCCAUUCACCCCCCCCGGGCCUGGUUUGUGUCUCUUGAUGGUAAACCAGCAGCCCAGGUUCGUCACUCUGUGAUUGAGCUUCAGGGAAGACAUCGUCCAGGCAGCAGCAAUGACACAAGCUUGGACUCUGGAGUGGACAUGAACGAGCUGCAGCAGCCUCUGCGGAAAAGCGAGGAACCUUCCAGCUCUAGCAUGGCUAAAAUAAGUGGAAAUCAAGAGCAGGACUUGAGUAGCAGUGAAAUUGGGAGUCCCGAGGACAUGUCCCUGAGGAACACCCUGGAAGGCAGUAGUGCAGCCAUUCCCAACAUCCCGGAGGACAGGGAUGCAGGGGACACCUCUAGCGAGUCCAAAGCUACCCCUCCACCACGGAGACUGCGGAAGGUUCGAGACAAGAAGCCUGACAAGAAGACAUCUCGACACAUGAGGGAGGAGAGACCCCAAAUGAAACACUAACUGAAUAACCUGCGUGUAGCCGUAGCUUUUUUGUGUCUGAAAAUGGUUUUGAUCAAACUGCCUUAUAACAUAAACAUCAGGAAGAAUGAAGAAAACAAAAAUGCCUGUCUUACCUGCCGUAGCUCAAAGUUGAUUCCUGUGGCUAUGCUGUAUCCAGCAUCUUGUCAGCAGUUCAUUUGUACACAAUUUCCCAACCACACUGUACAAUGAUUUUACAAACUACUUUGAAAGAACAUAUUUGUUUACCUUCCAAAGUACAUUGUAAAAGUAUAGACACAGUAUAUAUAU
Molecule: messenger RNA, 2103 nt
Organism: Sinocyclocheilus grahami
Lineage: Eukaryota; Metazoa; Chordata; Actinopteri; Cypriniformes; Cyprinidae
Product: protein FAM171B-like
Exons: 5
Coding region: 1-1815 (604 amino acids)
Source: RefSeq, a predicted model, not a curated record